UUACGUAGCAAACAUGUGGAUGGGUAUAACAGCAUGCAUUGUUCUAUUGUGCAUCUGUUGUCAUGCAGGUUGCAUCAGUUCCAGCAUAACUUUAAAUGCACCAGACACCUCCACAUGUGCAGGUGUGAUACAGGUCAAUGCUAAAGUAAAGUUUACUGCAGUUGUAGAUUUUUCAUCAUGGCAUGACAGCUGGUCAAAGUCUGUGUUGUUUGAAUUUAAACCAACAAGUGCUGCAACGUUUACACAUCUUUGUGUGGUCAACUUAAAUAACACAACGUGUAGCUAUACAAGUCAACUGAUGUGCUACUGCUCUCACAACACAAACAAAAUAUAUCACAUCGUGAUCAACGCCACACUGUAUGAGAAGAACAGCAGGGCAGAGAUACGUGGCUAUGUCAAAUACACGGAGGGGCAACAAUGGUAUAGUGAAGUACAGAGAUAUCCACCAUUCUAUAACAUAUCAGCUCUAAACUUCACCAUCAACGGUCGCAGCCUACAGCCAGACUCAAAAGUUUUUGAACUAAAGACCAACGAGAGUACAAUCACGUUCUGUUGCCGAGAUUUGCCGUCACCUUGUAGAGCAAACAUUAAACACCAACAAGUUGUGGCUUCUGGUGAACCUUGUGCUGUCUACAACAUCAGCUCUACACAUCAACAGGGGAGUUUCAAUCUCACUUUGGCUUCCGAAUUUUGUAAACGAACCAAAGAGAUGAACGUCUGGUUUUCCUAUGAAAACAACGACGAGGGCUUAACGGAAAAUAAUGUCUUAAUAGUGUCACUCGUUACAGCUCUCAUUGUCCUUAUCAUUGUCAUACAAGCUUCUCUCUUCUACUUCAAGGCACUUCAGAAAUCGAAAGAGAACUCGAUGAGCGUAAAUGGCGUGUCUUUAAAAACUGUGUCGGAGAAUGUAAAUGCGGACGCCAAAGACGACGGUUUCUCUGAGGAAGAUUCAUACAGCGAUGGUUUCUACAGCAGCGUUGAUUCUGUUGGAAAAUACUGAACUAGUGCUGCCAUAUGUCUGGUUUCUACAGCAGCGUUGAUUCUGUUGGAAAAUACUGAACUAGUGCUGCCCUAUGUCUGGUUUCUACAGCAGCGUUGAUUCUGUUGGAAAAUACUGAACUAGUGCUGCCCUAUGU
This is a messenger RNA of Physella acuta, 1136 nucleotides long. RefSeq lists its product as uncharacterized. The record is from RefSeq and is a predicted model, not a curated record. Lineage: Eukaryota; Metazoa; Mollusca; Gastropoda; Physidae.